AGGCGACGAGUUUUCUCCGGCGCGCAAGUGGUUGAAUCGGAUUCUUCUCGACUGAAAGAUUAUGGCACCGUCACCCACAAAGCGGAAGGAGGAGGAGAAAACAAAAGACAGAGGCAAAGAAAAGACUAGGACCAAGGAAGGAGAUAAGGAGAGAGGACGGGAGAAAGCUAGGAAACGUCGCAGUGCCUCUACUGGCAGCAGCAGCUCCACUUCAAGCAGCAGCUCUGGCUCAAGCUCAGGUUCCUCAAGUGGAUCCAGCUCAUCUGGAUCCAGCCGCUCUGGUUCUUCAAGCUCUCGCUCCUCAUCUUCCAGCACCUCAGGAUCCCCCAGCCCCAGCCGCAGACGCCAUGACAACCGCCGCCGAUCCCGCUCAGCGUCUAAAACACAGAAACGUGGUGAUGACAAGGAGCGAAGGAAAAGAAGCCCAAGCCCCAAACCAACUAAAGUUCACUUAGGGCGGCUGACCAGGAAUGUCACCAAGGACCACAUCCAGGAGAUCUUUUCCACUUAUGGAAAAAUCAAAAUGGUCGAUAUGCCAAUGGACAGGGUCCACCCACACCUGUCCAGGGGCUACGCUUAUGUGGAGUUUGAGACUCCUAAUGACGCUCAGAAGGCCCUCAAACACAUGGAUGGAGGUCAGAUCGAUGGACAGGAAAUCAGUGCGUCUGCCGUGCUGACUCAACGAGUUCGUCCUCCCCCUCGUAGACCGUCUCCCCCUCGCAGAAUGCCUCCGCCACCACCGAUGUGGCGUCGCAGUCCACCACGCAUGAGGAGACGGUCUCGCUCCCCGAGGAGGCGUUCCCCAGUACGCCGCCGUUCUCGCUCCAGAUCUCCUGGCCGUAGGCGCCACCGUUCUCGUUCCAGCUCAAACUCUUCCAGAUAGACAAGUUUCCUUCGUCAUGGUACCAAAGGAUCUCUUAUAUUCUGACUCCAGAUCAGUUGGAGUUCCUGCUUUCCCAGAUCAGUUGGAGUUCCUGCUUACCCAAAUCUCAUGGACUCGCAAGAAAUAAAAUGAUCUGCAUUGUAGCAAACAUAAACAUUUGACUGCAUAUGAGUAUUAUCUUUUCAUAUUAUGUGUUUGGUUAACCCUGUAAACUGUCUGGACAGUUAUGUUGUAUUUCAAGCUGAGGUUGGGCUCUACUGAGAACUACAAACAUUUCUUUUAAACUGUGACUUCUUUUUACCAUGUACUCAAUUUUUAGACAUUUUGAAAAAUAAAGUUGCUGAAACAUGUAAA
Pseudoliparis swirei is the source of this 1237-nucleotide messenger RNA. RefSeq names its product RNA-binding protein with serine-rich domain 1-like. The transcript is spliced from 7 exons. NCBI's taxonomy places the organism in Eukaryota, Metazoa, Chordata, Actinopteri, Perciformes, Liparidae. Gene Ontology annotation, biological process: mRNA splicing, via spliceosome. The record is from RefSeq and is a predicted model, not a curated record. Gene Ontology annotation, cellular component: ASAP complex; cytoplasm; nucleoplasm. Gene Ontology annotation, molecular function: RNA binding. The coding region runs from base 62 to 883 and encodes 273 amino acids.